Molecule: messenger RNA, 1929 nt
Organism: Mercenaria mercenaria
Lineage: Eukaryota; Metazoa; Mollusca; Bivalvia; Venerida; Veneridae
Exons: 2
Coding region: 198-992 (264 amino acids)
Source: RefSeq, a predicted model, not a curated record
AACUUGGGUUAGAUAUUUACCGGAAAUUAGCGUUGCAAGACGCCGCGUAGUGUAACCAUGGUAAUUCUCGCGAGAUCGUUCGUAACUUCGCCGAGUAUAAAAGUCACGUGACCGCCACGUUCUAUCUUUCAGUCCGCAAAUUCAGCGUCGCACAACAUUUAAAAAUUCUAGAGUAAAUUCAGUUAGCAGUUUUAAACAUGCCAGGUCGUGGAAGGGGCGUGAAGAGAAGGGGCACGGAUAAACGUGGCCCGACAACAAGGGCAGCCGAGGCUAAACGAGCAAGGCCGGCAAUUGACGACGGCACAGGUCCGGACAGAGGUAGGCAAAAUACACCAAUUAUUGAUUUUGAACAGAUAAUUCGUGAUUCUGAGGUUGUACAUGGCAUUCAAAGUAGAGAAACUCAAACUUUCAAUAACGAUUUUGAGUCUAAUAAUUUAUUUUCAAGUAGAAAUAAUCCCGACUCAGAACAGAACAACACUCAAGGUGAAUGUCCGGUAUUGACCGCGCAAAACAUGGACGUUGUAAACCAAAAUGAUGGCUCAAAUUGUUAUGCUAACGCUACCGACAAUUAUACAAUGUUAGGUAGUAAUGAACCGUUAGUGCAUUUUAACAAUUCAUUGAACUAUGCAAAUUCGUUUCCUCAAAAUUAUGACAUGACACGCUUAGCGCAAGAUGAUAUCGCUAUUCAUGUUCCCUCAAGCAUAAAGCAGAAAAUAUGCGGGGGUGAAUAUAUCAACAUGGCAUUACUUCUUAAGGGUGCGGUGGAACUUUCAGAUUUUGCCUCGGGAAGUACUUUGCAGUUUUCUCAUGAUGGUACAAUUACUUGUCGGCCUAAAGAGUGUAAAGAUGACAUCGGAAAUAUCGAACGCUGGUCCGAUGCUUUUAUCAUUUUUAUCUCAUCUGAUUUUUUGAAAAAAAAUGAUGAGUUAUUGUCAUCACUUGAGCGGUUGUCGGCGUCGGCGUCGGCGUCGGCGUCGGCGUUGCCUGGUUAAGUUUUAUGUUUAGGUCAGCUUUUCUCCUAAACUAUCAAAGCUAUUGCUUUGAAACUUGGAAUACUUGUUCACCAUCAUAAGCUGACCCUGUAUAGCAAGAAACAUAACUCCAUCUUGCUUUUUGCAAGAUUUAUGGCCCCUUUUGUACUUAGAAAAUAUCAGAUUUCUUGGUUAAGUUUUAUGUUUAGGUCAACUUUUCUCCUAAACUAUCAAAGCUAUUGCUUUGAAACUUGGAAUACUUGUUCACCAUCAUAAGCAGACCCUGUACAUCAAGAAACAUAACUCCAUCUUGCUUUUUGCAAGAUUUAUUGCCCCUUUUGGACUUAGAAAAUCAGUUUUCUUGGUUAAGUUUUAUGUUUAGGUCAGCUUUUAUCCUAACUAUCAAAGCUAUUGCUUUAAAACUUGCAACACUUGUUCACCAUCAUAAGUUGACCCUGUAUAGCAAGAAACAUAACUCCGUCCUGCUUUUUGCAAGAUUUAUGGCCCCUUUUGGACUUAGAAAAUAUCAGAUUUCUUGGUUAAGUUUUAUGUUUAGGUCAACUUUUCUCUUAAACUAUCAAAGCUAUUGCUUUGAAACUUGCAACACUUGUUCACCAUCAUAAGCUGACCCUGUACAGCAAGCAACAUAACUCCAUCCUGCUUUUUGCAAUAAUUAUUGCCCCUUUUGGACUUAGAAAAUCAUUUUCUUGGUUGAGUAUUAUGUUUAAGUCAACUUUUCUCAUAAACUAUCAAAGCUAUUGCUUUAAAACUUGCAACAGUUUUUCACCAUCAUAAGUGGACACUGUACAUCAAGAAACAUAACUCUAUCCUGCUUUUUGCAAGAAUGAUGGCCCUUUUUAGACUUAGAAAAUCAUGGGUAGGACAAUAUUUCUAUUACACAAAAAAAAUCAGAUGAGCGUCAGCACCCGCAAGGCGGUGCUCUUGUUUUUAUUUCUUG